AUGAAAACAUUGGUUACAACAAACAACGCUCAAUCUGUUAAUAACGACGGUUUGACUAAACAACAAUUAGAUCUCAUACAUCAAAUAAUGCAACAAACGCAACAAGGUCAAACGACUCCUUUGCAAAAACAACAAAAAACGGGGAAUAACAACGUGGCAUCAGCAACCGUAAAUAAUAAUAAUUCUACAAACACGACGUCCAAAGUUGUCACGACGGCUCCCGGAAAAACAAAAGCUUGGGCACUUCAGUUACGUACGUACGCUUACGCGCACACGCCCACGGAAUUAGAUAAGGAAAAUAAGGAAGGAAGGAAGGAAAAUACGGGAGAAAGGGAAAUUCGGGAAAGGAAAGGAGAACGAAUUUUGUCGAUAAAAGUUUUUAGAGUCAAAAUUUUUUUGCCUACGGAAGUGAGUCAAGUUAUAAAAACGAAUAUAUCGGAUUCGCGAUGA
This is a messenger RNA of Pediculus humanus corporis (human body louse), 450 nucleotides long. RefSeq lists its product as uncharacterized. Lineage: Eukaryota; Metazoa; Arthropoda; Insecta; Psocodea; Pediculidae. The record is from RefSeq and is a predicted model, not a curated record. The coding region runs from base 1 to 450 and encodes 149 amino acids. The transcript is spliced from 5 exons.